CUCUCAUACUUUAUACCUGCUUGACCUUUGUUUAGUAUAUCCCGGUUUGUUUUAUACUCGUCACCUUUGCGGUUGAUCCAAUUUGCCGCCGUUUGUGGUUCAUUUCCCGAGUGAUGGAUCGUUCUCUUGGAUUGAACUCGAGGCCGGGAAGUAUAUCCUGCGUGCCGUGGUCUCCGGAAACUCCAACAAUCACGCCUCACCUUCGGGAUUGCUCUGCUGAAGCUGUCAUGGAAAGGCAGAUGGGGCUGAAUCACCGCCAGCACCACUCUUUCAGCGGCUAUUUCAUCCAAGGAUUUGGUCAAAGCGGCAGAGAUGAAGUUGGACAGCAACUGGUGGCCUAUCCUACUAUCCCACAUCAGCAGCAGCACCAGGUGAGCUUCAGUGCGGCCGGAGCAGCAGCAGCAGCAGCAGCAGUUCCGUCACGAGGGCUUUCUUCGAACAAUUGGCGGGUUUUUUGUCCGGACGGAAACGUGUCACCUCCGUCGAUGAAGAUGAAUGCGACUCAUGGCCCUGUGGGAAUGGGUCAAGUUGAGAGAAGAGGAAUUGCAUCACAAGCACCUGCGGCCGGGGCUGUGAGCGAUGGGUACGCGUACUAUUUGAAUCGGGGGAAUGGCGAGUUGACGAGGCUUGUGCCGGCUGAUAUGCUGCCUGCGUUGAACGAGAUUCCGCCGAGGGAGCCUGAGCGGCGAGGGAUGGUGGUUUUGCCGCCGCUGAGAGGCGUUCCGCCGAAAGGGAUGGCGGAUAUGAGCCAGACCAUCACAGUCAAAGCGUGCCAAAUCCAAGGGCCUCGACAUCCCUCGGAUCUCGUCCAGAACCAAAUCGACCGUAUCGUCGCCACUAACCCGUCGAUCCCGAAGAAGAACAAAGUAUACUGCGACAUGUGGAUCCACGAGGGAAGAUGUGCCUUCACCCAGACGGGGUGCAAGUUUAAACACGAGAUGCCCCUGGAUGAGGCCUCGCAGAAGGCUCUCGGCCUCUUCCAAGGUCUCCCUGCUUGGUAUAAGAAGCAGCAAGAGGAGUUAAACUUGUGGAAGUCUCGUGAGGCUUCCGACGCGGAGACUUCGCCUACGGAUUCUUCUUCUCACAAUGAGUUUGCUUGGCAGAAUCCCAACUCCUCUCUAGGUAAAACAGUGCCGGACAAGAGCAAGCUUGACACAUGCCAGGCAUCUCAAGCAACGAAAAGCCGCGUCGCUCAAUUCGUUUGGGGUCCAAUUGGGCCGCCUAACAAGCAGGUAGCGGACAAGGACCCUUGGGGCAAGGAGUUUUGAAACAAAAUGUGUGAUGGCGAGGCUGCAUCGAGCUUUUCCUCCGAGGGCCGCAGAGUUAGAUGAAGAGGAGCAGAUGUUCAUGGCCCUGUGAGUCAUUGAUUCUGGUGGUGUUGGUCGACAAACCACACGCAGGUGAUAGGAUCCCAAAGGGUUUAGUACUAGGUAUAUGUUGGAAAUCUGUCAAGGGUAUUUCAAGAUUUAGUAGAAUUAGUGUUAGAGCAUAAUUAGAGAGCAGAUGUAUGGAAUAAUGCUCUGGAUGCCGCCGUGUAAGUGGUCACAGUGGAGGUAGGAUCAGCUGACAUGGUUGAAGGAUCGGGUUAUUAGCAUGAAAUGAAGUUUCACCUUGAUGCGGUGUGAAUGGCGUUGUAUUAGUGACUCAUUAUUCGAGGCAUAGAGGAUAAGACCUCUUCAUCUGUGAGGUGGACAGAAUAGUCGAUAGUGAACAUAGUAGGUAUAGUAGCGAUGGUAGGUAUAGUA
Messenger RNA from Trichoderma harzianum CBS 226.95, 1745 nucleotides. RefSeq lists its product as hypothetical. The transcript has 4 exons. The record is from RefSeq and is a predicted model, not a curated record. Bases 114 to 1268 code for a protein of 384 amino acids. Gene Ontology annotation, molecular function: metal ion binding. NCBI's taxonomy places the organism in Eukaryota, Fungi, Ascomycota, Sordariomycetes, Hypocreales, Hypocreaceae.